Messenger RNA from Ceratotherium simum simum (southern white rhinoceros), 1794 nucleotides. The record is from RefSeq and is a predicted model, not a curated record. NCBI's taxonomy places the organism in Eukaryota, Metazoa, Chordata, Mammalia, Perissodactyla, Rhinocerotidae.
GAGUCCGCCACCGUGUUAUGGGCGUGCGCAACUGCCUCGACGGCAAUAAUAUGUCAGGACAACGCCAUAUCUCCCUUGAACUCGGGGAACAGCCCGAGCAACCAUCUUUGGAGGCCCCAGGGGCAGCUGCCCCCAGUGCUGGGCCUGGCGCAGCCGAAGCGAUGGAGACCGAACCGCCUCACAGCGAGCCCAUCCCCAUCCAGAUUGAAGGUGAGGCCUGUGGACCCCCAGAGGUCUCCAGGCCCAACUUCCAGAGCCUCAGCCAAGCCAUCGAGGAAGUCGGAGCCCAUGGAGGCUACAGCCCACCUCCUGAGGAAGCCAUGCCCUUCGAGGUUGAGCAGCCCAGCAUGGGAAGCUUCUGGCCUACCCUGGAGCAGCCUGGAGACACCCCUGGGGCCCAUGCAGGCCUUGAGGCCUUCUGCCCAGCACUCCUGGAGCCCGGAGCCUUCGGUGAUGCCAGCCCAGGCCUGGGAGGCUACAGCCCUCCACCUGAAGAAGCCAUGCCCUUUGAGUUUGAGCAGCCUGGCCAGGGAGGCUGCAGCCAACCUCUCCUGCAGAUCUCAGACCUUGCUCCAGGAGGCCCAGGUGCCGGGGUCUUCGGCGCUUCUCCCGAGGAGCCCCCAGCCCUCAGACUUCCAAACUCGGGCUUCAGAGGAAGCUGCAGCCCUCCCCCUGAGGAGGCUAUGCCAUUUGAGUUUGAUGAAGCAGCCUUUGGGGACGAGAGCCCACCCCCUGGGCUCCCCCGAGCUAUCCCACAAGUCGACGGCGGUGAUGGCGGCCAGGUCACGGCAGUCGCGGUCCCGAGUGCGGUCCUCCUCGCUCCCGCCGCGAACGAGCCCCCCCUCUGGGUCCCAGGCGCCCUCGGCAGCCCAUCCCGAGAGGCUGUCAGACCUCCUUCACACUUCGUGGGCGACAGCCCCCCGAUGGAGAUCUCCGGACCCCCGCUCGAGAUUGGCAGCGCCCCCGUUGGGGUCGACGACACUCCCGUCAACAUGGACAGCCCCCCAAUCGCGCUUGACGACCCGCCCAUCGAGGUCUCCCGAGCCCCAGUUAAGAGAGAGCAAGCAGAGGGAGAGGGACCCCCAGUUGAGGGAGAAGCAGCCGAGAUGGAAGGAGGCUCAGCCGCCGCUGCCGCGGAGGGAGGAAAAGUCCCCUCUCCCGGGGAAGGAGCCCCUGCCGCUGGGGCCGCUCCCGCGGUCUCUGCCGCUCCCGCCGCCGGGGCAGCCCCAGCCGCUCCUGCCGCUCCAGCCGCUCCUGCCGCCGGGACAGCCCCUGCCGCCCGGGCAGCCGCUGCUGCCCCUGCCUCCGGAGCCCGACCCAAGCUCCGUUUCCUUAGACCCCCCAGCCCCGAGAUCCAGGUUGCCGAUCCGCCUACUCCGCAGCCUACUCGCGCGUUUGCCUGGCGGGGCAGGUCUGAGCGCGGCCGCGACGACGACGAGGGGUCGGUCAGCAGCAGCGGAGACGAAUCCGACGAUGGGACCUCCGGGUGCCACCGUUGUGUACAGCCCCGGCGAAAUCGCCGCCGCCGAAAGCCCCAGCGCAACUUGCUCCGCAACUUCCUCUCGCAAGCCUUCGGGGGCUGCUUCGGCCGAUCUGAGAGCCCCCAGCCCAAAGCCCCGCGCAGCCCCAAGGUCAAGAAGGUUCCUCUGGCGGAGAAGCGCAGACAAAUGCGCAAGGAAGCCCUGGAGAAGCGUGCUCAGAAGCGCGCAGAGAAGAAACGCAGCAAGCUCAUCGACAAGCAACUCCAGGACGAAAAGAUGGGUUACAUGUGUACGCAUCGCCUGCUGCUUCUAG